This is a messenger RNA of Cariama cristata (Red-legged seriema), 1723 nucleotides long. It is a transcript of the gene RIOK3, whose product is annotated as RIO kinase 3. Gene Ontology annotation, cellular component: cytosol; preribosome, small subunit precursor. Bases 51 to 1481 code for a protein of 476 amino acids. The record is from RefSeq and is a predicted model, not a curated record. Gene Ontology annotation, biological process: maturation of SSU-rRNA; protein phosphorylation. Gene Ontology annotation, molecular function: protein serine/threonine kinase activity; ATP binding. The transcript is spliced from 12 exons. Lineage: Eukaryota; Metazoa; Chordata; Aves; Cariamiformes; Cariamidae.
CGUGGGGAGCCCCUAACACAACAUCAAUAUCAUGUUCCCUUGCUGAUGUUAUGAGUGAACAGCUGGCGAAAGAGCUGCAGCUGGAAGAAGAAAAUUCUGCUUUUCCUGAAGUGGUUGCUGUUGCUGAAGGACCAUUUAUUACAGGAGAAAAUGUUGACACUUCUAGUGACCUAAUGCUAGCUCAGAUGCUGCAGAUGGAAUUUGACAGGGAAUAUGAUGCGCAACUUCGGCGUGAAGAGAAGAAGAUCAAUGGAGAUAGCAAAGUCUCCAUAUCCUUUGAAAAUUAUCGGAAGGUGCAUCCCUAUGACAGUGACAGCUCCGAGGAUGAGGUUGAUUGGCAGGAUACCCGUCAUGAUCCUUAUAGAGCAGAUAAACCUACUACUACACCGAGAAGGGGCUUCAUAGGAAAAGGAAAAGACAUUACUACUAAACACGAUGAAGUGGUAUGUGGAAGAAAGAACACUGCUCGCAUGGAAAAUUUUGCACCUGAAUUCCAAGUUGGGGAUGGAAUUGGGAUGGACUUAAAGCUGUCAAAUCAAGUCUUCAAUGCCUUAAAGCAACACGCGUACUCUGAGGAACGUCGAAGUGCAAGGCUCCACGAAAAGAAGGAGCACUCCACUGCUGAGAAAGCAGUAGAUCCUAAAACGCGUUUACUUCUGUACAAGAUGGUCAAUGCUGGGAUGCUGGAGACCAUCACAGGCUGCAUCAGCACAGGAAAAGAAUCUGUUGUGUUUCAUGCAUAUGGGGGAAAAAGUGCAACUGAAGAUAAAGUUAUACCUCCAGAAUGUGCCAUCAAAGUGUUUAAAACAACUCUUAAUGAAUUCAAGAACCGCGACAAAUACAUUAAGGAUGACUACAGAUUUAAAGACCGCUUCAGUAAAUUGAAUCCACGAAAGAUUAUUCGUAUGUGGGCUGAGAAAGAAAUGCAUAACUUGACAAGAAUGCAAAAUGCAGGAAUUCCUUGUCCUCAAGUGGUUAUCCUUAAGAAACACGUCUUGGUUAUGUCUUUCAUUGGCCAGGAUCAAGUCCCAGCUCCUAAACUAAAGGAUGUAACACUUAGUAGUGAAGAUAUGAAAAAGGCCUACUAUCAGAUUCUUAAUAUGAUGCAACAGUUGUAUAAGGAGUGCAACUUGGUCCAUGCAGAUCUGAGUGAAUACAACAUGCUUUGGCAUGAUGGGAAGGUCUGGCUUAUUGAUGUCAGUCAGUCUGUGGAGCCAACCCAUCCUCAUGGACUUGAGUUUUUGUUCAGAGACUGUAGGAAUGUUUCACAGUUUUUCCAGAAAGGAGGUGUGGCAGAAGCACUGAAUGAGCGUGAACUCUUCAAUGCUGUCUCAGGUUUAAAUAUUACAGCUGACAACGAAGUAGACUUCCAAGCAGAGAUUGAAGCGUUGGAGAAGAUGAAUGAAGAUCAUGUGCAGAAUCAUGGAAAGAAACUGUCAAUGUUUUCAAGCCAUGGAGACCCACCUAUAUAUGAUGAAUAGCACUGAGCGUACAGCUGCUAACGAAACAAAACACAAGUUUACUGCUUCUAACUAUGUUGGUGCAGUGGUAAAUGUCAACUACCGAUGUCAAGAGAGAGUGGUUGGCUGGGAAUACCGAAAUGGAAAACACAGCGAGCAUACGGUGAUGUCUCAGUGGUUUGUUUUGUUGUUUUGUUUGUUUGGUUUUUAAACUUAGCCCACACAUCAGGCUGGCACUGUGAGAAUGGACUGUCACUCCAUCU